GGGUGGGGGGGCCAGGGAAGAAGAAAUAGACAGCUGUCUCUUUAAAAUGUCAUUUCCUUCUAUUGUAUUGGAGUCGUGAUCAGGAAAGAGGAUGUGAAAGCAGAGCGGCUCGGAGGGAGGGAGAGAGCGAGAGAGAGAGAGAGAAGGAAAGACACAGACACAGAGAGAAGAGCUUCAGAAGUGGGACCAGCAGUAAGAAGAAGAAGAAGAGGAAGAAAUAGAUGAAGGAGGAGCCGCUGUCCUGCUGCUGCUGAUGGUGGUGGCGGAGGAGGAGGAGCAGCAAGGGAUGCUGAGCUCUGCCUAAAGCAGGGAGCCUAAAGGGAAAGAGAGAGAAAGAGAGGAGGAUUCAUCCCGGGAUCGAAGCGCGGCAAGGACCAAGCGCCUGGCCAGGAUGGGAAGCUGAAAGCCCUCCGGGCUCCCGGGAAGAAGGGUCUCUCCCCGAAAGGCCGCCUCCCGACGCCCCGGGCUCCUUUGGUCUGCCUGCCUGUAGCCUUCCUCUUCUUUCUCCCUUUCCCGAAGGGAGCCCCGUGGAUGUGGUCGCGGGUGGGGUGACCCCGAGCCAGACCUGCCAAUGUCCUCGGCCAUCGAAAGGAAAAGCCUCGAGCCCUCCGAGGAACCGGUAGACGAGGUGCUCCAAAUUCCCCCUUCGCUCUUAACAUGUGGAGGUUGCCAACAGAACAUUGGGGACCGUUACUUCCUCAAAGCCAUUGAUCAGUACUGGCACGAAGACUGUCUCAGCUGUGAUUUGUGCGGAUGCAGGCUUGGAGAAGUGGGAAGGCGACUGUAUUAUAAACUGGGCAGAAAGCUCUGUCGAAGAGACUAUCUCAGGCUUUUUGGCCAAGAUGGCUUGUGUGCCUCCUGUGACAAACGCAUCCGGGCCUACGAGAUGACCAUGAGAGUGAAAGACAAAGUAUACCACCUGGAAUGCUUCAAGUGUGCUGCCUGCCAAAAACACUUUUGUGUUGGUGACAGAUACCUUCUUAUCAACUCAGACAUAGUGUGUGAGCAGGACAUCUAUGAAUGGACUAAGAUCAAUGGGAUGAUAUAGCCGACCAGUGCCUCAUAAGCUCUAUAAUCCAUUUCACGGGGAACACAAAUACCUAGGUGUGAUGGUAAGAGCAUCAAUCACAACAUCUUUGUGCUUUGUGCUGGGGAAAGGGAAAAUACAACAGAAAACGCAUACACUGCAUUGUGUACAGACGACGCCUGGGUUUUGAAACAUUAGCAAAUAGAUGGAGUUCUGUUUACAGACUGAUGAUAAACUGACACUCUUGGAGAUGAUUAUGAAAGCAGGGGAAUCUACAAAUGAAGACAAUUGAUUCCCUUGACUAGAAAUACAGUAGUAAUGUGUAAAAAAAAUAUUAUUAUGACUUUGACACAUGCAGACUAGGUUGUGAAACUGAAUUUUUAAACGUCCUUUCUAUUUACUCUAUAUAGACCAUAAUCCCAACAUUAAUUCAAAAUGAGAUGGUGUCACAAAGAUGUGUGUGGUGAGAAGGGGGUUGGAACUCCAAUUCUGUAAGUUCUAGAUAUGGAAGGAGAGGGACUUUACCCCAGCAUGGAAAUAAUUCCCAUCCCCAUCCCACAUAUGGAAUUAAAAAUAUAAGCUCUGGCUGCAGCAUUGCAUAACCAUGCACCCAGUAAUAUACAUUUAAGGGUUUGGCAGACUUAAUGGCAUGUGACUGGGCAAGAGGACUGCAACCUUAAAUUCUAAGCAAUUAUUUAAGGAAACUGAGAUGCACAGCUAUGUUCAGCUGUCAUUCCUGGAAAAUGAGAAAUUCUACCACUUGUUUGUAUACAGAUAAAGAGUUGCUCAGCUAUUUUAUUAACAUAGGCAACACAAAUAAUUGUUUGUGUGUAGUAAGAUCCUGCAGGUUUAAUAAAAAGUAACUCAUCUCA
Molecule: messenger RNA, 1899 nt
Organism: Anolis sagrei ordinatus
Lineage: Eukaryota; Metazoa; Chordata; Lepidosauria; Squamata; Anolidae
Gene: LMO2
Product: LIM domain only 2
Biological process (GO): positive regulation of transcription by RNA polymerase II
Cellular component (GO): nucleus
Molecular function (GO): DNA-binding transcription factor binding; transcription coactivator activity
Source: RefSeq, a predicted model, not a curated record